GACACAGAGACUGGCACGCAGGUGGUAUAGACACAGAGACUGGCACACAGGUGGUAUAGACACAGAGACUGGCACGCAGGUGGUAUAGACACAGAGACUGGCACGCAGGUGGUAUAGACACAGAGACUGGCACGCAGGUGGUAUAGACACAGAGACUGGCACACAAGUGGUAGAGACACAAAGAUUGGCACACAGGUGGCAGAGACACAGAGACUGGCACACAGGUGGUAGAGACACAGAGACGGGCACGCAGGUGGUAUAGACACAGAGACUAGCACACAAGUGGUAGAGACACAAAGAUUGGCACACAGGUGGCAGAGACACAGAGACCGGCACACAGGUGGUAGAGACAAAAACUGGCACACAGGUGGUAGAGACACAGAGACUGGCACACAGGUGGUAGAGACACAGAGACUGGCACACAGGUGGGAUAGACAAUGUUCAGACAGGGAGUAAAGUUACAAAGACUGGCACCCAAGAAUUAUAGACAUAGCAUUAGACGCUUAGACAGGUGGUAAAAAGACAGAGACUGACACAUAGGGGAUAUAAGUGAAUAGCAUACAAGUGGUAGAGACAGUGGCUGGCACAUAGAUUGCGUAGGUACAGUAAUGCCUGGACAGGUGUUAUAGAGAAAGAGACUGGCACACAAGUAGUAUAGACUCAAUGACUGGCACACGGGUAGUAAAGACUCAGUGACUGGCACAUGGGUAUUACAGAAUCAUUGACUGGCACACGGGUAGUAAAGACUCAGCGACUGGCACACGGGUAGUAUAGACUCAGCGACUGGCACACGGGUAGUAUAGACUCAGCGACUGGCACACGGGUAGUAUAGACUCAGCGACUGGCACACGGGUAGUAUAGACUCAGCGACUGGCACACAGGUAGUAUAGACUCAGCGACUGGCACACGGGAGGCAGUCAGGUCUUAAUCUGAAGAACAGACGUCCACCUGACACAAUGGAUUUUCGGGUCGUCUUGGCGCUCGCUCUUGUGGUGACCUGUGGAGUGGAAGGUUGCUCCGUCCCCCCGUCUCCCUCCCUCUCUCUGUCCCUAUUGAGUGGGCGCAGGACACUUAACUCCCUGCAGUGCCUCCUCUGCCUGGACAGGAAAGCCUUUUCUCGGCACAAUUACACCUUCACCCUCACCAAGAAUGGAAAAGCGGUGAAAUUCAGCCAGGUGAUGGGCCGGAAAAUAUGGUAUCCGCUGGACAACAAGAAGAACAACACCGGCCUGUGGGGAUGUAAUGUGCAGGAGUUUCCUGACCUCAGGGCAGAGUAUUAUGUGGGGGCCCCCACACCUGACCCCCCAGGACUAAAGAAGGCAGACUCAGAAGAGGCCUCUGCUCCCAUCGCCUCCGCCAUGUCGACAAGAAUCCUGCUGACCAUCAUGACUGCAGCGCUUCUACUGAUAAUGCUCACUAUCGUGAUCUGCUUGACCUCGGGCAUCCUAAUAAUGAAACGCAGAAGAACAUCCGCGCCCCAUCAACAUCGCCAAGACAGAAAGAGAUCUGACAACUUCCCGCUCACUGAAAAUAUCAGCUCUGACCCCGGCCACCCUAAACUGGAGCCUGACACUGAAGUAUCUUACGUGGAGCUGGAGAUCAUACGGGAUCCUUUCCGAAAACCUUCCAAGAGUCAUAAUACAAUAUAUGCCAACAUCAUGUGACCAGAAGAGGCGACUAAGCAGAUCGAGUAUGUGUAGGAUUUCAGGAUUGCGAAGAUAAAGAACCCCACAGUCUUCCUCUCUCCAGCCUGAGACGGCUGAUAACAGGGAGCAAUAGACUGCAGAUUUAUUAAACUUUUAGACUAUAAAGCUGCACAUACAUAUAUACAGUAUAUCUCCAUAUCCACCAUUUUUUAGGCCCAUCCACCAUUCUUAGUCUAUGGGACCCGACCGGCCAUCAGCUGAGCAGAACUGACCAGUUGGAUUUUCCCAGUCCCUUACCAUUAAGAUAAGCGGCGCUUUAUGUGCAUGGAGACGCUUAUCUCUGGGGGGGGGGGGGGUAAAACAUGGCUUUCUUUCAUCAUCCCAGGGUGUAUCUUUUACUGUAUGACUUAAGACUAAUGCGUUUCAGGUUUUCUUGAGGAUAAAUUAUUCACAAUGUGUGAAAUGUAAGUGAAUAAUAAACUACAGAAGGCUUGGC
Molecule: messenger RNA, 2142 nt
Organism: Bufo bufo (common toad)
Lineage: Eukaryota; Metazoa; Chordata; Amphibia; Anura; Bufonidae
Exons: 6
Coding region: 957-1664 (235 amino acids)
Source: RefSeq, a predicted model, not a curated record